Messenger RNA from Suncus etruscus (white-toothed pygmy shrew), 489 nucleotides. It is a transcript of the gene C18H6orf141, whose product is annotated as chromosome 18 C6orf141 homolog. The record is from RefSeq and is a predicted model, not a curated record. The transcript has a single exon. The coding region runs from base 1 to 489 and encodes 162 amino acids. Lineage: Eukaryota; Metazoa; Chordata; Mammalia; Eulipotyphla; Soricidae.
AUGAAUGAUCCUCCCUCCCGGCUGGGGCGCAGCCUGGGGCGCACCAGGGUCUGCGCGCGCCUGGCAGAGGCACCCCUGGCCCGGGGAGCCCCUAAUUCCUCACUGGCGAGUGUCAGUGGAGGAAGUGUCACCCCAGAGGACGGAGGCACCGGAGACAACGUGGACUGUGAGCCCUGGGUCCGAGAGAAAGUGCUAUUCCUCCUGCACCCGGAGAGGAGGUGGUUGGGGAGCCAGGAGGACCCUGGACGCCAAGGGGCGGACGCUCCCCAGGAACGCGGGUGCCCCUCUCCUCCCUUUCUAUCUCCGGAGAGAAUUCCGGGCAGUCGGGGUGCAGACAGCCAGGCCACCAGCAAAUCAGUGCUCGUGCGGGUCGUGGAUUACCAGGUGACCCAAGAAUUGCUGCAGAGCGCGUGGACCCGGGGCCAAAUGACAAGGCGCACCGAGGAGCGCACCAUGACCGCCUUCACUUUUCGCACCAACAGGGAGUGA